Messenger RNA from Asparagus officinalis (garden asparagus), 1517 nucleotides. RefSeq names its product pre-mRNA-splicing factor 18-like. NCBI's taxonomy places the organism in Eukaryota, Viridiplantae, Streptophyta, Magnoliopsida, Asparagales, Asparagaceae. Gene Ontology annotation, cellular component: U2-type post-spliceosomal complex; U5 snRNP; U4/U6 x U5 tri-snRNP complex. The record is from RefSeq and is a predicted model, not a curated record. Gene Ontology annotation, biological process: generation of catalytic spliceosome for second transesterification step; RNA splicing.
AGGCGGUUUUGAUGAUGGCAAUUCGACCCCCGCUCUCUGUCGAUCAGCCAUGGAUCUGUUGAAGCAAGAACUCCAGCGAAAGCGCCAAUCUCUUCAAUCCGAUUUCGGCGGCAAAAAGCUCCUCAAACGCUCCGAAAUCGAGAAGAAAGAGAUCCAAAAGAUCCGAGAAGAGGAGCACCGGUCUCUCCAAUCCAAAAAGCCCCCAAAUCCCCAAACCCUAGCCCAAUCCCCAAACCCUAAUUCGAUCCCAACCCUCAAGUCCAAGAAGAAGACCCCCGAAACCCUAACCGAGGAGCAGAAGAUCGACGACCUCGACCUCCCGAGGACCGAAGUCGUCCGUCGGUUGCGGAUCUUAAAGCUCCCCAUAACCCUUUUCGGCGAGGAUGACGCUGCCCGUCUCGAUCGAUUGAAGACGACACUGAAAUCAGGGGUCCUUGAGAUCGACAGUGAUAUGACCGAAGGGCAAACGAAUGAUUUCUUGAGGGAUAUUUGUGAGCUGCAGAAGAGGCAGAAGCGGGGGUCGAUGAAUGAGAGGAAGAAGGAGAAGAGAGGAGAUGGGGAUGGAGACGGGGACGAUGAGAAGGAUGGGGAUGGAGACGGGGGAAGUGAAGGAGAGGGAGGGGAUAAAGACGGGAAGAGGAUGAGGGCGAAUUUCGAGGAUUUGUGUGAUGAGGAUAAGAUACUGGUGUUCUUUAAGAGGUUGUUGAACGAGUGGAACCAGGAGUUGGAGGAGACGCAGGAAGCGGAGACGAGGACGGCAGCGGGGAAGUCGAUGGUUGCGAAGUUUAAGCAGUGCGAGAGGUACUUGCAUCCUCUGUUCAAGUUUUGCCGGAAGAAGGUUCUUCAGGAUGACAUCCGACGAGCCCUAAUGGUGGUGGUUCGUUGCUGCAUGAAACGAGAUUAUCUAGCCGCGAUGGACCAGUACAUCAAACUCGCCAUUGGAAACGCACCCUGGCCUAUAGGAGUCACUAUGGUUGGUAUCCAUGAGCGUUCUGCACGUGAAAAAAUCUACACGAACAGUGUGGCGCACAUCAUGAAUGACGAGACAACUCGCAAGUACUUGCAAUCUGUGAAGAGACUCAUGACCUUUUGUCAGAGAAGGUACCCCGCACUUCCAUCGAAGUCUGUUGAGUUCAACAGUUUGGCGAAUGGAAGUGACUUAAGGUCACUUCUAUGGGAGGAAAAAGUUAGUGACAGAAGUUCGGAGGAUAGGCUUCGGUUGAUGCCAGCACCAAAAGAGUAGCUUGAGUGCAGCAUGUAAUAUUUGUUGUUGCUGUGUAAGAAGACUGAUCUGUUUGAGGCUGACAUUUUGAUAUUGUAUUCCGAGUUUGCUCUAUGGCAUAUUGUUGUUUGUUAGAGCUUUUAGUAGCGGGAGCACUGUUCUGAUACAAGCUAAUACGUGUAUAAGUUUGGAUCAUAGUUUAAUUGUUCCCCUAAGAACUCAAAAGACAAAGAAUGGAAUGGACUCGUGGAUCUACAAUUAGUUGAAUGGUUUAUGGAAAAUUGCAUUGUAAAUU